Messenger RNA from Girardinichthys multiradiatus, 4697 nucleotides. Its product is annotated as phytanoyl-CoA hydroxylase-interacting protein-like. Gene Ontology annotation, molecular function: protein binding. The record is from RefSeq and is a predicted model, not a curated record. Bases 3096 to 4034 code for a protein of 312 amino acids. NCBI's taxonomy places the organism in Eukaryota, Metazoa, Chordata, Actinopteri, Cyprinodontiformes, Goodeidae. Gene Ontology annotation, cellular component: cytoplasm. The transcript is spliced from 5 exons.
AUGAUAACAAUAAUAACAAUAUAAAUAAUAGAUUUUAUUUGUCAUGCACUUUACGUUUUCAACAAAAUCUCAAAGUGCUGCAGUUGAUAGAAAGAGAAAAACAACUAAUAAAAACAGGAACCAUAAAAUGCAGAUAAGGGACAUGUGACGUGAACAGACUGCUGUUCACUAAUUGACCAUGAGACCAGGUCAAAUGAGAAUGUACCUGAAGACGUAGUGCAGGGAAAAGUUAACAAAACUCAAGACCAACUACAAUGAUAUUAAGGACCACAAUGGCCAGAGCUGAUCAAACUGAAAUCUAUUUGUCCUAUUUAAGAAUCAUAAACCAUGCCUGUAGGCUGAAAGAAAAAGAACAAAAUGUCAGCUUUCUGAAUGAAUGUGACAAUGUCACACAAUGACAUUAAUAGUGGCACAGCUCACUACACUGAUGGCUGGAGGCGGUGGGUCCAUGGAACCCAACAGGUUCCAUGCCAAGUAGAGAGAGACCAAGUGGAACGGAUCCAUGCUGCCUAAAAAGACCCGGUGGAAAAGGGGCAUGUGGUGCUGCUGACAAAUUUAAAAUUAAACAGAGAGACACACAAUCCACAUUUAAUAGCAGCGCUGUUUGGAGUUUGGAUUUGAGUUGCGAAUUUAAGCCAAAACGCUUUAGGAGCUUUAGGAGAAUUGUCUGCAGAAAAUAAAACUUUGUUUUACAGUAAAAGGUGAGUGUCUCAGUGUGUCCUAUAAAAUCAGAGUAACAUGGAGUCAACAUACCUAAAAACAAACAAGAAGUAAUAAAAAACCAAGACUGGUAAAGAGGAAACUGGGAAUACCGAACCAGUGUGAGUGGAUUCUGGUUCGUCCAGUCUUGUUUUAGGAACUCAGAGGACACAAUUGGAAUUAAAAACAGCAAUAUUGAAUUAGCCCAAACUCGAUGAUUGUUGGAUGGAUCUCAGACAAGGGACAUUAAUCUGUCUGAGCUAUGUUUUUAAUAAGUUGUUCAGACCCUAACAACUCGGGCAGGUGAAUAUGGUUCAGACACUUAAAGAGAAAAACAGCUCCCUGUUUUUCUGUUUCAUUGUGGUGAGAAUUUUGGCAGCUCCGCCUGCUAAUCUCCAUUUCUGUGGAUAAUUAUCUUUCCAGCAGGGAUGAAUGGACAUGUCACCUCCUCUAUUCACAGAAAGAAUGGAGGGAUGAAGAGGAGGGUCACUGCAGAAAAACUUUGAUUUUCCUGUAGCUGUUUGUUAAUCUGAUCAUGAGUAAAGUUUAAAAUGACCCGAUAUUCAGUCUGCUGAAGAUUAAAAUGUUAUAUUCUUUCUAAAUGCCACUUGUCUCUCAUUCAUCCAUCAGAACCGAACACACACAAGCAUUUUCCUGAACACAAAAAGAACCCAUGUCACUGAAACGAAAUAUUUUAAGACAUGCCUCAGUGUUUUCCAGCAAUGUUGAAUGUCAAGUUGAAUGUCCUGCAGGUUUGCUAAAGGUUUGUCGUCGGCAUCAGAAAAACAGACCUGACUCCAUCAACCUGUGAGGUGUCUGGACAGUUUUUUUUAAACUGCUGGAACCACUUUCCUUUCAGAACUGACCUGCACCUCUUCUCCAAACUGUUUUUGCUUUUCCCCUCAGUAAGCUCUCUGAAUGUGGCCCCUGGCCUGUAAAGUUUGGAGCCUCCUCUUCUUGCAGCACUCUGAGCUGUCCUCACCUCCUCAACAGACUCCUUGUUCAGCCUUGAAGCUCAUAGUGUUUCUAUGGACUGAAGCCUUUUGUCCUCAAACACAGGCAGAGACAGAGGGAUGGGGAGCUGAAAAAAAAAGAAACGGAAGGAGAGGGAUAAACAAUUACAGAGCAAAACGGUCCUCAUAGGUUGACAUAACCCUCUGAAUCAAACUCUGUAGGUUUAUUUUCCUCCACAUGACACAGUUCUGUUUGAUGUUGUUUUGUUGACUCCAUCUGACAUGAUUCUUAUCUGGAAUAUGAUUCAGGGUCAACAUCUCCAACCGGUAAUAGAUUAAUCCCUCAAUGAGACUCUAAAAUAAUCUUCUUACAUCAUGAAAACACCUGGUGCUGUCAAAGAGGAUGACAGCACCAAACUACUUCUCUCUUAUAUCGUUAUUGUACUGCUCUUCCUUCUACACCAUUCAAGCUUUAUUAAUACAGAAAAAUUCUGCACGGAUUUAAACGAUUUCUCUUAGGACCACAACCAAUCGAGAUGAUGGAAAACCAGAUUCCAAACGCAUUCCAAAAGCCUAGAGAGCAUAAAUAAAGAAAUAUUAAGAGAUAAACUGCAGAUGAUUAGAUGAUGCUGAAAUAUCUUGGAUUGGAUUCAUUCAAAUGCUGUUUUCCACAAAUCUUCAUGUUUGCUGUAAUGUGGCUUGCUGCUUGUUGACAAAAACAUUAUAGAAAUGUCAGGCUUUGUAGGAUGUUAGCAGGACCAAACUGCACGCAGGAGCUCGGGAGCAGCAUAGUGAGUAUAAUAAUUUGAGGAUAAAUAAAGCAGCAAACCUACAGUCAAGACACAACAGUCAAGAGACAAGACAUAGAGCAUUUGCAGAGAACAAGGCAAUGCAACAGGAAAAAUGGAGAACAGGUGAGGAGAAUGGAAGAAUCGAGCAGUGAAAGAUGAAAAGUAGAGACCUAAUAUACAGCAGGAUGAGUGGAGAAAUAGCUAAGACCAAUAGAGGAGUGAAAGGAAAGGAAAGCAAUAAGCAGGAUCUGAAUAAAGAAGAACACAGGCACAAAAUCCAACAGAAAUAAUACAAAAUGUACAUAAAACACGAGAAUGAAAAAUAAAUUAAUACUCAAAGGAAUGUACUAAAAUGCCAACAACUAGAGCACAUAAACAGCAAGGAAAUGAAGAAAACAUGACAGAGCUCAAAACACAAACACCCAAGGAUCAUGACGAGAAAUAAGGCUUGUUGUUAAAAACAGUUUUUUAUGUGAGUUAGUGUAGAAAUAUUUACAGGUUUUCUCAGGUUGGUGUUUCACAGUUUAACACUUUUGGUUUUUCAGAGUUAGAGUCUGCACACAGUGGCAUCGCGGAUGUGGACAAGCUGCCGAUUCCUCAACACAUCCUUAUCAGCAACAUUACAUGCGAUUCCUUCAAGAUCAGCUGGAACAUGGACAGCAGAGGCCAGGAUCGGAUCACACAUUACUUCAUCGACCUGAACAAGAAGGAAGACAAGAGUUCCAACAAGUUUAAACACAUGGAUGUACCAACCAAGCUGGUGGCCAAGGUGGUUCCUCUGCCAAUGACCGUCAGAGGUCACUGGUUCCUGAGUCCUCGAACAGAAUACACCGUGGCCGUUCAGACAGCCACCAAACAGCAUGAUGGAGAAUAUGCUGUUUCUGCUUGGAGCGAGAUCAUUGAGUUCUGCACAGCAGAUUACUCCACCAUCCAGCUAAGGCAGCUCCUGCAGAAAGCUGAAGCUAUCGCCGGCAGGGUGUUACCAUUCACAGUCUUCUACAGGAACCAGCAGAGGGAGUACUUCCAACCAAACAGUCAGUAUUACCGUUCCAGAGACGCUCAGUGCUUCCGCAUGCUGCCAUCAGUAAAGGACAACAGCGGGAGCCACGGGUCACCAAUCAGCGGUAAACUGGAGGGCAUCUUCUUCAGCUGCAACACAGAGUUCAACACUGGACGACCUCCACAGGACUCUCCGUAUGGGCCGUACCGCUUCCAGAUCCAAGCAGACCUCCUCUUUAACCAGAACACCAACAUCUACUUUGGGGAUUUUUACUGCAUGUACACCUCAUACCACUAUGUCAUUGUGGUUCUGGCCCCCAACAAUUCCAAAGGGGACAUCUUUUGUAGAGGUAAGCUGCCAGCCUUGGAUAGGUCCAACAACUGCUUCCUGAGCUGCACUGAGGAGGAGGAUGGCUCGCUGUCCUUCCAUCAUGCUCAGGACGUCAUUCUGGAGGUGAUUUACACUGAACCGGUGGAUCUAUCGCUUGGGAUGGUGUCACAGAUCAGCGGGCACCAACUGAUGAGUUUGUCUACCCUCAAUGCCAAGAAAGACCCCAGCUGCAAGAUCUGCAACAUCAGUGUGGGACGUUAACAGUUUCUUCAGACAGGAUGACCAGCACACCUGAAUGGUAGCGAACACAUGAGCUACUAACUAACUUUAACACCACUGGUUAAGUGCCCGACUGAAAAAGGCCUCUCAGAAACCAGGCUCAUGGAUUGUUUAAGCAUUAGCUUAACAUAUCCUACAGUAAGACAGCAACCUCAUGUGGUCGUAUAGAUGAAGAUGAGUCUGGAUGGAUGAAGAAAACAUGGAAACUGCUGUUUGUUUCCUGUCAGUCUGUUGUUUUUAUAACUUCAUCUGUCAGUUUUUAUUGUACCCAUGGAAACACGUCAUCUGACUUUAACAAAAUUUGUAUCUAAAGCACAAACAUUUCUCUUUAUCAAACUUGAAUCAGGCUGUGCUUUGAAGAAGCAUGCAUUUACCACAGUGUUGGUCCUUCUUUGAAGAGUGUAUCUUUGCCUUAUCUUCUGUUUCAGAUUAACUCAUUUGCAAUACACUGUUUAGGUCAGAGAGGUUGGGAAAUCAAAAUAACAGCUAUUACAAAAAACUAAUUAAAAUGACCCUAGGAGACAAUUUUUAGUAGUUUAUGUCAGAUUCAUUCUGUUAGAGUCCAUGGAGAAUGGUGAAAUGUAUUUUAUGUCUACCUGCUGUGAAUGUUCUUGAAAAUCAAUAAACAAAAAUUGUACCUGCAAA